UAAAUCUCUAGCAAAUGGAAUAAACUAAUCUGGAAAAAAGGUAAAGCUGUGCUCUGAUUUUGCGUUCCUCUUUUUCAUCUGUUUCUGUUGAUCUUCCGAAUUUCGUGCUCAAAUGGACACCAUUUGAGCUAUCAGCAGUGAAAAAUAGAAGAAAAAUAAAGUCGAAAAAUAAAAAAUUCGAAAAAUUUGCUCGAUCGUUCAUGGCGGUGGUGGAAAGCGACAGAGGUAGCGCGAUGAGCGACGUUGCGGAUAAUCAUCAUCCUCAUCAUCAUAAUCGCCACCACCAGCAGUCAACAAACGGCCAGAAGUCAACGGCGCCGGCCGAUCAGAGCUUCCACCUGAUUCAGCAGAAGAUGAUGAUGUCCAACGGCCACCGCCAGCUCGGAAAUGGAGCGGCGCGAGAGGAGAAAUUGGAGGAUGGUGAUGACGGAGGGGAGGGGUUUAAGAGGGAGAUGAGAGAUUUAGAGGAAAUGCUGUCAAAAUUGAACCCCAUGGCUGAGGAAUUCGUGCCGCCGUCGCUGACGUCACUCGCCGGCGGCGGCCAGCAGAUGCUUUCGCCGUCUCAAGUGGCGGCGGCUGGGAUGCUUGGGUUUGAUGCUAAUGGUUUUUUGAUGCAGCACUUCCUUAAUUCGGGUGUUUCAACUGAAAAUUCGUUUAGAAGGAAGAAAAAUGGCUAUGCCAAUGGAAAACGGAGGCUCACUAGCAGAACAAGCAUGGCUCAAAGAGAUGACGUGAUUAAGAGGACAGUGUAUGUUUCUGAUAUUGAUCAUCAGGUUACGGAAGAGCAACUUGCAGCACUUUUUAUUGGCUGCGGUCAGGUUGUGGAUUGUCGUGUUUGUGGUGACCCUAAUUCUGUACUUCGAUUUGCCUUUGUUGAGUUCACUGAUGAAGAUGGGGCAAGGAAUGCCUUGAGUUUGGCAGGAACUAUGCUUGGCUUCUACCCUGUGAGAGUACUGCCAUCCAAAACUGCGAUUGCUCCUGUGAAUCCGACAUUCUUGCCUAGGUCUGAGGAUGAAAGGGAGAUGUGUGCAAGGACAAUUUAUUGUACAAAUAUUGACAAGAAGGUCACUCAAGCAGAUGUCAAACUCUUCUUUGAGUCCAUUUGCGGCGAGGUGCGUCGGUUGAGGUUGCUUGGUGACUAUCAUCAUUCCACUCGUAUAUCUUUUGUGGAGUUUGUAAUGCCUGAAAGUGCGAUUGCAGCGUUGAACUGCAGUGGAGCUGUGUUGGGAUCAUUGCCUAUAAGGGUAAGCCCAUCAAAAACUCCUGUCCGGCCCCGGGCACCCCGUCAAUCCAUGCACUGAUCCGACAGAUGUCAUCUAUUAUCCCCUAUGUAUACAUAGUUACAUGGUAGAUCCAGAUACUCUGUGGUAUCUAUGUGUUAAUCCCUUUUUUUCCGUCCACGCAUACGCUGGUCGUCUCACCUGUAUUGGAUAAUUAUGGUCGACCGUUAAGCUAGUAGAGAGUACGGCCAUUUUUGAGGGUGAUUUUGACCUUGAAGGGAAACUCCUUUCACAUUGCAGAAAACCAAUCAUAUCAUGAGCAGCCUUGAAUUGAUCUUGUUGCACUAUGUUUUAGUAAUAUGUUUGCUUCAGUUGAUCCCA
This is a messenger RNA of Salvia hispanica, 1601 nucleotides long. RefSeq names its product polyadenylate-binding protein-interacting protein 12-like. Gene Ontology annotation, molecular function: RNA binding. NCBI's taxonomy places the organism in Eukaryota, Viridiplantae, Streptophyta, Magnoliopsida, Lamiales, Lamiaceae. The record is from RefSeq and is a predicted model, not a curated record.